AAUAAGGUCGGGGAUUACUCAAUUUGAGAACGGAAGUCUGGCUGAGCCACCCCUUGCUGGUGUAGAUUGCUCGGCGCCAAAGGGCGGACCACCAAGCCGCAGACCACGCAGGCGCAGACCCAGCGCUCCGCGCCGGAGGUCCCAGCGUGCCCCGGGAGGACGGCCGGCGGCGGCGCGCACGCGCAGAGGCGAACUCGGACGCCAUGACGUCAUCGGGACGCGCCGACGUUCCCUGGGCGGUGCCGCGGCCUCGGCCCGCGUGGACCCACCUCACCGGACCCGCCCCCGACAGGCUCCGCCCCCAGGCCCGCGGAGUGGGGGUGCACCCGGCCCAGCGGACCCCUCGCCCCCAGCUGGCGAGCGCGCGUCUCCCCGGGCUGCGUGGCCUCAGUGGCGACCGGCAUGCGUCCACGCGCGGCCCGACCAAGACCGGCGCCGCGUUGGACAUGGAGAAGCCAGAGACCCUGCUGGCCCUGGAACGAGCAGAAAUAACAGCCAAAUACAAGCAGUCAGGGGAGCUGCGUAGCCUCAGCACCCAGGGCCUCAGCAUCGGCGGCCGCAGCACCCACUCGGCGAGGCAAGAAGCCCAGGAGAUCGGGCGAGCUGACAAGUGGGUAAAGAUGCUGAGGAAUUGGAGUAAAUACCGGGGCGGCGAGAAGGUACCCCACAAGGCCCAGGGAGAAUCCGAUGCCAGGGCUGCAGCCAGCCCAGCUGGGGUGCCCGCAGGAAGGGAGCAGCGAGGCCACGGCCCCCUCUUAGUUGCGGGAGACCCAGCCCCUCCGGAGCAUCCUCCAGACGCCUCUCGCUCUCUCUCCUCCUUGGCAUCCCCUGCGCCUGUCUCACAGCUGGCUUCUCUCCCGGAGAUGCGCCGGCAGGUCUACAGAGGAAUCUCCCCAUGGGUGCGAGGUCGGGUAUGGUCUCUGCUGUUGGACAUGGAGAAGGUGAAGGCGGAGAACAAAGGGAAAUACCAGGACUUCCCUGGUGGCGCAGCGGUUAAGAAUCCGCCUGCCAGUCCGCCCCACCCCUUGGCCCCGCCCACAGAGCCCGAAGAGCAGGCCGGGCUGUACUCCCAGGACAGAAAGCAGAUCGACCUGGAUGGGAGCCGCACCUUCCGAAACCACAUCAUGUUCCGGGAGCGCUACGGCAUCAAGUGGGCUCUCCCCCGGGGCCCCGCGCGGGGAGUUCGUGGACCUGGGUCUGCAGCUGGGAUGGCGGGUGCCCGACCCCCGGCCUGGCGGUGCCGGUUGAGCCUCGAGGGGGGCGCGAGUGAGCACUUGAGGAGCGCGGGCGGCGGUGUGGGGCACGGGAUGGGGGGCGCGAGGGGAGAGUGGAGACCGGUCUGGACUGGCUCAACAGGCCCCAGAGGGCCCCGCGGGAGGGGAGGGGCUCCAGGCAGCAGAGACCAGGCUGGACCCGAGCCCAGAUGGAACGAAUGGAACGAAUGCGGUCGGCGGGGUCAAAAUGACUGUGGAGGGGGGCAGAAGAGGCCUCCGGGUGGGUCCUCCAUGCACAUCUGGCUCCUGCAAGAGGUGGGCUGCUGCCAGGGCAUGAACCAGGUCACGGCCAUCCUGCUGAUGUUCCUGAGCGAGGAGGACGCCUUCUGGGCGCUGGUCCAGCUGAUGACUGACAAGAAACGCGCCAUGCGUGGCAGGUGACCACCGAGGACAGCUGGGAGAGCCUCAGGGCCAGGGGUCUCCCUGCAGAGCUCCCCCGGCAGUGGGCUGGCGGGGACCUGGGCCCAGUCCAUCUCCCCAUCGGCGAAGGGCACUGGCUCCCCGCGCUGCCCUCUGGGUCCUAGAGCCGCGGCCCUCGUUCCCGGCCUCGUCCAGGCAACUCUCCCUUCCCUGCUGCUCCUCCUGCCUCACACCUGC
Molecule: messenger RNA, 1871 nt
Organism: Physeter macrocephalus (sperm whale)
Lineage: Eukaryota; Metazoa; Chordata; Mammalia; Artiodactyla; Physeteridae
Product: collagen alpha-1(I) chain-like
Exons: 7
Coding region: 204-1655 (483 amino acids)
Source: RefSeq, a predicted model, not a curated record